Molecule: messenger RNA, 2973 nt
Organism: Tribolium madens (black flour beetle)
Lineage: Eukaryota; Metazoa; Arthropoda; Insecta; Coleoptera; Tenebrionidae
Gene: Myb
Product: myb-related protein B
Exons: 13
Coding region: 240-2459 (739 amino acids)
Biological process (GO): regulation of DNA-templated transcription
Cellular component (GO): nucleus
Molecular function (GO): RNA polymerase II cis-regulatory region sequence-specific DNA binding; DNA-binding transcription factor activity, RNA polymerase II-specific
Source: RefSeq, a predicted model, not a curated record
CACAGCCGAGGUUAUGUGAAAUUCUGCAAAUUUGUGUCUGCUUUUUGUGUAAAUUCUUCAGUUUCUUCAUAUUCGAUCUUAUCACCAUGCCAUCCUUCUUGUCGGGCGCGUUGAAAACCAGAAACCGUCCUUCGUUUGCAGUCCAAAAGCAAGGCAUCUGAGUGACUGUUGUCGAAUUAAAGUAAACACGGCGAGUGCAUUGCGCGAGUGCUGCAGCCCUACGGGGCUCCCGUGUGGAUAUGGCUCACUAUUACCAAUCUAGCCACGACAGAUACCGAAAGGAAGAUUCGGAAAUCGACAAUUCUGGAAACGAGGAUUCCGAUUCUUCAGCAUUCACCGAAGAGCCUCAACAUUCCAAAACGAAAAAACCCAUAAACAAGGGUCGGUGGAGCAAAGAGGAGGAUGCUCGAUUGAAGCAGCUGGUGGAGGAAUAUAACGAGAAAUGGGAUGUGAUCGCCGAGCUUUUCCCCGACAGAUCGGAUGUCCAAUGCCAGCAGCGCUGGACCAAAGUAGUGAAUCCCGAAUUGGUCAAGGGCCCCUGGACUAAAGAGGAAGAUGAAAAAGUCAUCGAAUUGGUGAAUAAAUACGGAGCCAAGAAAUGGACUUUGAUUGCGCGUCAUUUGAAGGGCCGAAUCGGCAAACAGUGCCGAGAACGAUGGCACAAUCACCUCAAUCCAAAAAUAAAAAAGAGUGCUUGGACGGAAAACGAAGAUACGAUUAUUUACCAAGCGCACAAAGUUUUAGGCAAUCAGUGGGCUAAAAUUGCCAAAUUGUUGCCCGGAAGGACGGAUAAUGCGAUCAAAAAUCAUUGGAACUCCACUAUGAGGCGGCGAUACGAGACCGAGAAUCGGCAAGACGGGGAAACGCGUCGUGGGAGGGCCAGAAAAAACCAGACGAAACAAGCAGAUAUUGUGGCUUUUCAAUAUCAAAAUCAUCAAGUUGUGACAAUUGAUAAUUGUGAUAGCCGCAGUGUCAACCAGGAUAAUCUGAUUAUUAAUGAUGACUGGACUUUCGAGACGUAUGACCAUGGAAGCAACCAAUCUAGCACAGGCGGGUUCUCGCUUACGGCCACCCCCAGUCCAGGUCCUCUAACUCCCAGCCAUACGGUCGUCAGCUUUUCCUCCUCGCCUCCGCCCUCCACAAACUCAGUAAAAACAGAUUUGCCAUCAUUUAGCUACCUUGAUGUAAAUACGUACAACAACCAAACUAGUCCCGUGAAACUAACACCAAUGACUGACGAUUUUGACCUAAAAUAUUGCAACUCGAGUGGAAUCACUUCACAGAGGGAUUCCUCGGAAAGCCGCCAAUUUAUCAAGUCACGCCUGACACCACCAAACCUCAACCAAAACACUUUAGUACCUGUUGCAAAUACUGCUAAUAUGAUCCGAGCGUCCACUCCUCCGAUUCUGAGACGGGGGACUAAGUCGAGGCGAAGAAGGGAGAGUGAAGGACAAGAUUAUAUAAUGUCGGACUGUGCCGAAGACAGGAAUAUCGACGAAUUUGCUACCAUGUUGGGUUACAAUAAUAAACCGGCCAAUAAUGGUACUUCGCCGAUAAAACAGUUGCCGUUCAGCCCCUCGCAAUUCUUCAACAGCCCUGGCUUUUUCGAUGUGCCUUUGUCUUCAACACCGGUCAAGAGAUUCCCGACGACACCAUUGAAAGAUCGAUCAACAAAACCUGAGCGAGACUACAGCCCCUUGAGUACCCCCAACGGUCUUUCGGUCAAGGUGGAAAUGCUUAGUUCUACAACUGAUCCUGCAGUAACGCCCAGCAAGCGCUCGUUCCAAAGUAUGGACACACCCCGCACGCCAACGCCCUUUAAGAAGGCUUUAGCCGACUUGGAGAAGAAGUCUGGCCCUAUAACACACCUCCCAGACACGCCAACUCGUCUGGAAGACAUCACUGAAAUCAUGAAGAAGGAUCAAGAUAUCAGCUCGAAUUACGAAACAGACACCAGUCUCAUGAUAACAAAUGAUAGUGGUUACAUGACGGGGAAAAGAAAAAAUGGAAAUGGCCUCGCUGAAGGUAAAGAAAAUAUCUUGCCAAAUAAAAGAGUGCGGAAGGCUUUGGCGCCAUCUUGGGCUUCCACGUCUUCACAAGAUAUGUCGUUUGCUGUAGAAACUCCCAGUAAAUCAUUGGGCGACGAUCCUUCAGCUCUGUUCUCAACGCCAUCUUCGAUAAUGAAAGAUUCAUUGGGAGUUACCGGACUGAUGGAUUUUGCUCAGUCAGGAUCAUCCAAGCGCCUGCCAUCUGCCAGUGCCCCCUCCCGCGCCUCUGGUCCACGAAGCACCGCCGCCAAGCGGAUCACUUUUGAGGAUACUAGGCCCAAAGCUCCAAAGAUCGAGAAGAUGUGGGCUAUGGUAGCAUGCGGCAAGACUCAGGACCAGAUUGAUCUUACCAAACGAGCACACAAUUUUUUAAGAACUACCAGCUUAAAACCUCGUUCUUUAAAUUUUUAAGAAAUCUUUUGUACAUACAUGUGAGGGUGAUUCGAUUUACAACUAUGUAAAUACAAUGUUAUUUACAAAUAAUUUAGUGCAAACGAAUUAUAUUGUAGAUUUGUCAAGUAAAUUUAAUAAAGCAUCACAAGAGUGAGGUUUUGUUUACAGUUUUACUUUAAUUUUUUUAAGUACGUGUAUUUGUAUAUAGAGAUUCUUCAUUGAGUAAAUGAAACCUUACUGAACAAAAAACCGUGUAUAGAACUAGUCUACCAUUUUUUCUAUGUAUAAUUGUUUUCGUAAUUAUAUCUUUUAAUAUAUACAGUUACUAAAAAGGACACCCAAAGGUUGAAGUUGUAAUUUUAUUGCCAUGGUAGGUCUAGGUCUUUUUUUCUUGUUGUCCUUUGGGUUGUUUCGCUUAUAAAGCAUGCUUCAAUUUAAUUUUUGCAUCUAUUUAUAGAAAUGUGUUUCUGAAUUUAUAUUUAUUUUAUAAUUUUGACACUAAAUAAAAUUGGUACUUUUGUAUGAAGACAAA